UCGUGGUGGAUUCGUGAGUCUUCGCCAGCGCUCGACGCUUUCCGGCGCUCCCGAUAGCGAGUCGUGCCGCAGUUUCGUCCUUGCUCGCGUUGUUGUUGUCUGCGGUGACGCGGCGGAGGUGUACCCUGACGCGGGCUCUUACGUGUCGGACUGAAUAAAAAGUGGAGCUCCGGAGGCCCGGGAGUGACGCGAGAACAGAGAGAGCGAGUAAGCGAGUCCGUGACCGGGCAGGCCUUGCUAACCGAGUCCACCUCCUCUCCUCACCGCGGCUUUUCUAAAUGACCAUGGACGCAGGAGCAGAUGUGCAGCAGGGCAGCGAGACGGCUGUCUCUGAGACGGACACGCAGCAGAUCGCCACCCUGGCGCAGGUUUCCAUGGCAGCGGGUCAGGCCUCAGCCACCGGGCCGACUGUCACGCUGGUACAGCUGCCUAACGGUCAGACAGUCCAGGUUCACGGGGUGAUCCAGGCCGCGCAGCCGUCUGUCAUCCAGUCUCCGCAGGUCCAAGCCGUACAGAUCUCCACCAUCGCUGAGAGCGAGGACUCGCAGGAGUCAGUGGACAGCGUGACGGACACCCAGAAAAGGAGGGAGAUCCUCUCUAGGCGGCCCUCGUACAGAAAAAUCUUGAACGAUCUCUCAUCGGACACUCCAGCCGUGCCACGGAUAGAGGAGGAAAAAAACGAGGAGGAUUCGGCACCGGCCAUAACUACAGUCACCGUGCCCACCCCCAUUUACCAAACCAGCAGCGGACAAUACAUUGCCAUCACACAAGGCGGAGCCAUCCAGCUGGCCAAUAACGGCACAGACGGCGUUCAGGGCCUGCAGACUCUGACGAUGACUAACACAGCGGGGGCCCAGUCAGGCGCCACCAUCCUGCAGUACGCUCAGACCAGCGACGGCCAGCAGAUCCUGGUGCCCAGUAACCAGGUUGUGGUGCAAGCUGCGUCCGGAGACGUGCAGGCGUAUCAGAUCCGCACGGCGGCGUCCGGCACCAUCGCUCCCGGAGUGGUGAUGGCGUCGGGCCAGGGAGGUGCCGAGGAGGCCACACGCAAGAGAGAGGUCCGCCUCAUGAAGAACAGGGAGGCAGCGCGAGAGUGCCGUCGCAAGAAGAAGGAGUAUGUGAAGUGUCUGGAGAAUCGCGUGGCCGUGCUGGAAAACCAGAACAAAACCCUCAUCGAGGAGCUGAAAGCACUUAAGGACUUGUACUGUCACAAAUCGGAAUAACACACACACACACAUGCACACAAACACAGCGGACAUAUCGUGCUUUUCCCCAGGUCCUACUGAGACAGUGACUCUUCCCCUUACACAGGCACCUGGGCAGCAGUCUUUUCUUUCCCUAUCUGUUUUUCUUUUUUUAUUGCCUAUAAGAAAUGGAAAAAAAAAAACAACUCUUAAAAUCGAAUGCCUUUAUUGUGUUCUGUAUAAAAAAAAAAAAAAAAGAGCCAACAUUUUUAAAAAGAGUAUCUCAUGACUCUUAAAACUCCAAAGCGACCCGACGGACGUGUUUACGAGGCAUCGCAGACACAAAAACAUUAACAACAACAAAAAGCGUUUGCCGUGUUUUCGCGAUUUCAGUCGGGGAGAUCCCACGAUGCACCGGUGUUGGAUGGCCACGCCUCCUUUCAAUCACGCUGACUUCCUGGGAGACGGCGCUCGUCCGAUAUCAACGUGUGGGACUUGAGUGAAUUAACAAAUGAACCUCUGAUUCAUUUGAAUUUCUAUGUGCUUCUGUUACUAACACAUGAACCCUAUUUUGAUAUGGAAAAAUCUAUCGAAUAUGUAUGUAUAUGCUUCUAUUAUGUUUGUUUGUUGUUGUUUUUUUGCGCCAUUUAAUCUGCGCUUUUGCCUCUUUCUUUCACCUCCAGCAUCGUUGCUUUGUUUGCUGUCUUACAGGAAGUAGACUUUGGAGCUAAAUCAGGAUAAAAGUGACGAUUUCUACGAUGUUUAAAAUACAGUUAUACGCUUUUCAACAUAAGUUACGCUUGUAAAACCUUCUUUUUUUUUUUUCUUUUUUUUUAUAGAACAUUGUAACACAUUUACUUAUUCAUACCAGUUCUCAUUCUCGAGUUCAUUUUAAUUAUUGAUGUAUUCUUUACCCAUUUCUUUUAACGGGACACAAUCCUCGACCGCUGCCUUUUUUUUUCUUUUCCCCUGAGGUUGCGUUAUGCCUAGGACUGGGAUUUUUCUAAAUCCCAGAUUAAAAAGAGAAAAAGGCAGCUUGUACCUGUAUCUGGUGCUCACUGCUGAAUCGAAAACCCAUGUUAUGUUAUGUUUCUGUUUUCUCCCAUCGAAUGUAGCCAUCUGAAACAUUAUAUGCAUCCCCCUCCA
This is a messenger RNA of Ictalurus punctatus (channel catfish), 2330 nucleotides long. RefSeq names its product cAMP responsive element binding protein 1a (gene creb1a). Bases 279 to 1223 code for a protein of 314 amino acids. Gene Ontology annotation, molecular function: cAMP response element binding; protein binding; DNA-binding transcription factor activity, RNA polymerase II-specific. Lineage: Eukaryota; Metazoa; Chordata; Actinopteri; Siluriformes; Ictaluridae. The record is from RefSeq and is a predicted model, not a curated record. The transcript is spliced from 8 exons. Gene Ontology annotation, biological process: regulation of transcription by RNA polymerase II. Gene Ontology annotation, cellular component: ATF4-CREB1 transcription factor complex; nucleus.